CUCAGCUUUCUCUUCCAUACAUGUUUCAACUGCUGAUCGCACUGCAGUUAAAGGACUGGUUUCCCUCCAGCUUCAGCAGGCUGUAACCUUCCCGCCUCCACCCAACAACCAAACCAGUCCUCAUUUCUGUGUGUGCAGCGUGAGCUGAUAGCUCCCCAAUAAUGGAACAGUGUGGGACAGUUGUUCAUGCUGAUGGACAGAAUUCCCUGACAGGGAAUUUUAGAGAGGACAUCACCCUGAUCACUGGAGCUGCUCAGCUGCACGAUGAAUAUCAGAUUAUCUGGUCUCAUGUUCAAAAGGUCUUAAUCAACUAUGAUAACAGAGAAUGGGUAACGAAUGCAGCAAACAAGUACCAGCUGGAUACAAAGACCGGAUCACUCACCAUUCGAUCCCUCAUUGCCAACGACAGCGGACUUUACCAGGUCCAGAUCUUCAGUGGGAGCAAGAGGACAGCAAAGACAUUUAACCUGAGUGUUGUGGGAGCACCAUCCAAAUAUCCUCCAACUCCGGCACAAAAUCCAUCUGCCGAUGACGCUUCUCAGACUUCUUCUUCAGCUGAUCAGCGUCCAACAGAUCCUGAUCCCAACCCACCAACUGGACCUCCACAGCCACUCGGGAUCAUUGGACUGGUUGGACUCUUUUUGGGUCUUGGUGCCUGCACCGUGCUGGUGAUUAUAAAGCGUGAGCCAAUCAAAGGGUUUUUCCGGGGUCGGUUCACACCAUGCAAACCAGAAGAUCCUGGAAAACUGGAGCAGGAGCAGGAGAGGGAUACACUCGUGUGACAGACCGUCCCACAUCAAAGAAGGCAAGCUAGCCGAGUAGCUGCUAUUUUGGUUAGCUUGCAGUACCUUAGCAGUUGUACCUGUGAAGUCCGUCUAAAGCAAACAGGAAUGACCUCAUUUCAAACAUCAAACCAAAACCCCGACUGACUUCAAGAGUUUCAGAGACCAUAACUCAGCCUUUCUUAUACUAUUAUUUAAUUUAAAGAUGCUGUAAAUUGCACAUUUCCAAAGACUGCACUGGAU
This is a messenger RNA of Archocentrus centrarchus (flier cichlid), 1025 nucleotides long. RefSeq lists its product as uncharacterized. Lineage: Eukaryota; Metazoa; Chordata; Actinopteri; Cichliformes; Cichlidae. The record is from RefSeq and is a predicted model, not a curated record. The coding region runs from base 162 to 782 and encodes 206 amino acids. The transcript is spliced from 6 exons.